Molecule: messenger RNA, 3108 nt
Organism: Triticum turgidum subsp. durum (durum wheat)
Lineage: Eukaryota; Viridiplantae; Streptophyta; Magnoliopsida; Poales; Poaceae
Source: the annotation of a GenBank genome assembly
AUGGGGUCGUGGAGGCCGAGGAUGCCGGGGUUCGGCGACGAAGGUGGCGGCGGGAGAGGGGGCGGCCAGGGCAGGGUCGGCGGUGGUCGCGGCCGCGGCGGCUUCGGCUUCUACCCGCAGCAAGGCGGCCGCGGAGGAGGAGGAGGAGGCUCCUACCAGCCUCGCGGGGCCGCGCAGCAGUGGCGUCCGGCCGCCCCUGCUCCGGCGCAUCCACCGCAGACGCACGCCAAUGGCAACGGCGGCCCGGCCGCCACGAUAGCUCCCGAGCUGCGCCAAGCAAAGACGGACGACGCCGCUCCGGCUCCGCCCGCCCCGGCCCAGCCGCCGCCGGAGGCCCUCGAGGCCGUCGACGAGCAGCUCGACCUCGAGGACGUCACCGACCAGUUGGACGCCCUGUCCAUGGACGGCGACGACGGCGGUGACUCGGUCUCGAUCACCACCGGCACCGGCAGGGAGCUCGUCGUGGCCCGCGCGCCGAUUCCGCGGGCGGACAGCUCGUGCAAGUUCCCGCACCGCCCCGGGAGCGGGCGGGCCGGCACGCGGUGCCUGGUGAAGGCGAACCACUUCCUCGCCGAGCUUCCGGAUAAGGACCUGCACCAGUACGACGUGGCCAUCACGCCGGAGACGUCGCGGGUGUCCGGCCGCGCCGUCAUGGGCGAGCUGGUGCGCCUGCACCGGGCGUCCUACCUCGGCGGGCGCCUCCCGGCUUACGACGGCCGCAAGAGCAUGUACACCGCCGGCCCGCUGCCCUUCACCUCCAAGGAGUUCCACAUCACCGUGCUCGAGGAGGACGACGGCUCCGGCCAGGAGAGGCGUGAGAGAACCUUCAAGGUGGUGAUCAGGUACGCGGCGAGGGCCGAUCUGCGCCGCCUCGAGCAGUACAUCGCCGGGAGGCAGGCCGAGGCUCCCCAGGAGGCUCUGCAGGUUCUUGACAUUGUCCUGCGUGAGCUGCCAACAGCUAGAUAUGCGCCAUAUGGUCGAUCGUUCUUCUCGCCAGACUUCGGGAGGAGGCGGUCACUCGGCGACGGGGUUGAGAGCUGGCGCGGGUUUUAUCAGACCAUUCGCCCUACUCAGAUGGGAUUGUCGCUCAAUAUCGAUAUGUCAGCAACAUCUUUCUUCGAGCCGCUGCCUGUCCUCGAUUUUGUCGGGCAGCUUUUGAACGCUGACAUUCACUCAAGGUCCCUCUCGGAUGCCGAGCGAGUCAAGAUCAAGAAGGCCCUAAGAGGAGUCAAGGUGGAAGUUACUCACCGUGGCAACAUACGGCGCAAGUACCGGAUAUCUGGUUUAACAGCUCAGACAACAAGGGAGCUAAGUUUUCCUGUUGAUCAAGGGGGCACGGUGAAGUCCGUUGUCCAGUAUUUUCAGGAGACAUAUGGGUUUGCCAUCCAGCACAUCAAUCUUCCCUGUCUGACAGUCGGCAACCAGCAGCGUCCAAAUUACCUCCCCAUGGAGGUGUGCAAAAUAGUGGAGGGGCAGAGGUACUCCAAGAGGCUGAACCAGGGUCAGAUAAGAGCUCUUCUUGAGGAGACAUGCCAGCGUCCACAUGACCGGGAGCGCGACAUAGUUCAGAUGGUGAAUCACAACUCUUACCACGAUGAUCCGUAUGCAAAAGAGUUUGGUAUUAAGAUCAGCGAGCGCCUGGCAUCAGUCGAGGCACGGAUUUUGCCUGCUCCUCGGCUUAAGUACAGCGAGACUGGUAGAGAGAAGGAUUGCUUGCCUAGAGUUGGCCAGUGGAAUAUGAUGAACAAGAAAAUGGUCAAUGGUGCUAGAGUCAGGAGCUGGCUGUGUGUCAACUUCGCUCGAAAUGUGCAAGAGAGUAUGGCUACUGGAUUCUGCCGUGAACUCGCUCGCAUGUGCCAAGCCUCAGGAAUGGACUUUGCUUUGGAGCCUGUUCUUCCGGUUAUAUACGUGCGCCCUGAUCAAGUGGAGAGAGGUUUGAAAGCUAGGUUCCAUGAUGCCAUGACCGCACUUGGACCGCAGCGCAAGGAGAUCGAAUUACUUAUUGGGAUACUCCCUGAUAACAAUGGCUCACUUUAUGGUGACCUGAAGCGUGUCUGCGAGAUCGACCUUGGGCUAAUUUCCCAGUGUUGUUUGACAAAGCAAGUGUUCAAGAUGAACAAGCAAAUCCUGGCAAACCUUUCUCUCAAGAUAAAUGUCAAGGUUGGGGGAAGGAACACUGUACUGGCUGAUGCGUUGACAAGGCGCAUUCCUUUGGUUACCGACAAGCCGACGAUCAUAUUCGGCGCAGAUGUCACCCAUCCUCAUCCUGGUGAAGACAGCAGCCCCUCCAUUGCUGCAGUUGUGGCCUCCCAGGAUUGGCCUGAGGUGACCAAGUAUGCUGGCCUAGUCUCUGCUCAGACUCACAGGCAGGAAUUAAUAGAGGAUCUGUACAAUGUGACUCAUGAUCCUCAGAGAGGAACCAUCCAUGGUGGCAUGGUCAGGGAGCUUCUUAUAUCCUUUAAGCGAACAACCGGAGAAAAGCCUGAGCGUAUUAUUUUCUAUAGGGAUGGCGUGAGUGAAGGCCAGUUCUACCAAGUUCUACUGCAUGAGCUUGAUGCCAUCAGAAAGGCAUGCGCAUCGCUAGAAGCAAACUACCAGCCGCUGGUUACAUUCGUCGUGGUCCAGAAGCGCCACCACACCAGGCUGUUUGCGCACAACCACAAUGACCAAAGCACCGUCGACAAGAGCGGCAACAUCCUUCCUGGCACUGUCAUUGACUCCAAGAUCUGCCACCCUACAGAGUUUGAUUUCUUCCUGUGCAGCCAUGCCGGCAUCAAGGGCACGAGCCGCCCCGCGCAUUACCAUGUCCUGUGGGAUGAGAACAACUUCACUGCUGAUGGACUGCAGACCCUCACCAACAACCUUUGCUACACUUACGCGAGGUGCACGCGCUCAGUGUCGAUCGUCCCUCCAGCAUACUACGCUCACCUGGCCGCCUUCCGCGCCCGCUUCUACAUGGAGCCGGACAGCUCCGACAGCGGCUCCAUCUCGAGCGCGCGCAAGUCCGGCUCGUCAACGUCCCGCAGCACCCGCGCCGCCGGCGCCGGGGUCGUCAGGCCCCUCCCUGCGCUCAAGGACAGCGUGAAGAAGGUCAUGUUCUACUGCUGA